AUGGCCCUCUCUCCUGAGCAGACCCGACACAUUUAUCAAUCAGACGUAGAGCAACCACCAAUAUACGAGAUUUCGCGACUCAAACCCGAGAUCCAACCAUUCGCCGGAAGAAUCGGCGGUAACCAGGAAAUAGUCGUCGAUCGCAGCGAUCCCCAAAAUGCAGCUUUGCUCAAGAAAUUUCCCGAUGUGGCUCCUCUUAUGUCGUUCCGCGAAGGAACUGACUUGAGUGGCUUUUGGGAUCUGGAUUUGUGGCGAUUCGGUUUCAUUGAGAUGAUGGGUACCAUGCUACUGGUCUUUGUGACGGCCUCAAUCUCUGUGCGUCCAACUGUGUCUUCUAAUACCGUGCCAUCUUCGGCAUCAGGUGUUUUCUCUACGACGGCUUUCCUCGGUCCUUUGUUGGGGUCACCUCAACCCGGCCAUUUCAAUUGCAACUUUCUUGGCGCGUCUUAUUUCAUUCCCACGAAUGGUCAUUUAUGUGCUCUGCCAGACACUCGACGGGGCCAUAGCGGGUUUUUUCUCCGUAAGGCGUACGGAGCUAAAGACUUUACCCGUGGAGGCUGCGUAGUCGAUCAAUCAAUGGUCCCUAUGGAUGAAGCGUUUCUUUUGGAAUUCAUGUUCAGCUUGAUUCUCAUCUUCCUGUCCUUUGGAGUAGGGCUAGACCCCCGUCAAGGGAAAAUUUAUGGGCCUGCGUUGUCGCCUUUUUUGGUCGGAAUGGUGCUUGGAACGUUGAGCUUGGGCUCCGCGUUCGUGCGAAGCGGGUUUGCUGGUGCUUGUGAGUUAUAUACCAAGGACAUUUCGAAAGAAAAAAGAUCGCUAUGCAAUUGUCUCACACUCCCUUCGGCAGCUAUGAAUCCUGCUCGGUGUUUCGGUGUCUUUGUGGCCACGUCGUUUCCGACUUAUCACUGGAUACAUUGGGUCGGACCAAUUGUUGCAUCCGUGGCGCACGGAAUCGUCUACUAUGUGGCACCUCCUUGGGGGCAUUGA
Molecule: messenger RNA, 984 nt
Organism: Penicillium argentinense
Lineage: Eukaryota; Fungi; Ascomycota; Eurotiomycetes; Eurotiales; Aspergillaceae
Product: MIP transporter
Exons: 4
Coding region: 1-984 (327 amino acids)
Biological process (GO): transmembrane transport
Cellular component (GO): membrane
Molecular function (GO): channel activity
Source: RefSeq, a predicted model, not a curated record